This is a messenger RNA of Anoplopoma fimbria (sablefish), 2861 nucleotides long. RefSeq names its product scavenger receptor class F, member 1 (gene scarf1). NCBI's taxonomy places the organism in Eukaryota, Metazoa, Chordata, Actinopteri, Perciformes, Anoplopomatidae. The transcript has 11 exons. The coding region runs from base 78 to 2825 and encodes 915 amino acids. The record is from RefSeq and is a predicted model, not a curated record. Gene Ontology annotation, molecular function: scavenger receptor activity.
GGGAACAGACCGGACAAAAAGACGUGAGACAGAAAGAUAUUUGGUUCCUGGGUUUUGGUUUUGGACUUUGUGUGGAGAUGAAGUUUCUCCUCAGAGCUCUGGGUGCUCUGCUCUGCUGCUCACUGUCCUCCUCACAAACACUGGAUCCUGCUGGGAAGAACGUCUGCCACAAUAUCAGGGCCCCCUCCAUCUUGGUCUGUUGCACCGGAUGGCGUCAAGAGGGAAAAGAGUGCACCAUACCUGUGUGUGAGGGUGAGCAGGCCUGCCUGAAGGAUGAGGUCUGUGUGUAUCCUGGAGUGUGUCGCUGCCCACCUGGUUACUUCGGAGCUCAGUGUAAAACACGCUGUCCUCUUGAGUUCUGGGCUCCAGACUGUCGUAAAGUGUGUCAGUGUCACCCACACGGCCGCUGUCACCCUGUCACCGGUGAGUGCACCUGCAACCUCAAUCGCUGGGGCCCACUGUGCCAGUACGCCUGCAAGUGUGCCCGGCACGGUCACUGCCACCCCGUAUACGGAAACUGCACCUGUGACGAGGGCUGGUGGACGUCAACCUGCUCCAAGCUGUGUCAGUGCGUCAGCGGGGGCUCUGCGGGCCCCGGCUGCGACCAGCUAACGGGCCGGUGUCAGUGCCAAAGGGGCCACUGGGGGCUGAAAUGUCCCGUCAAUUGCAACUGCUACAUGUCGCCAUGUAACCAGCGUACCGGCAUGUGUGAGUGCGAGGCAGGCUGGUGGGGACCCAGCUGUGACCGGCGGUGUAACUGUGACCUCACACACAGCAGCUGUGACCCGGCCAACGGGCAGUGCCUGUGCCACCCGGGGUACCAGGGCGUCUUCUGCAACCAGCCCUGUGAGGCCGGGAAGUACGGCAGUGGUUGUAAAAACAGUUGUGGUUUCUGUAAAGACAACCAGCUCUGCUCUGACACCGAUGGCUCCUGUGAUGCCUGUGAAUCUGGCUGGAACGGUACUCGAUGCGACCGCCUGUGCCCGUCUGGUACUCAUGGCGACGGCUGCCAGGAGGAGUGUCCACGCUGCAGGAAUGACGAGGCCUGUGACCACAUAACUGGGAAAUGUUGGAGGUGUGACCCCGGAUGGACUGGAACCAGGUGUGAGGAGGCCUGCUCUAACAGGACGUUUGGAGACGCCUGCAGCUCCCUGUGUAGCCCUUGUUUCCACGGUGACUGCCAUCACGUGACAGGAACAUGUGUCUGUCAGCCAGGCUUUCAGGGAGAGAGCUGUAACAGCAGCUGCCCCACCCUGCAGUUUGGCCUCAACUGUUCCUCCACCUGUGACUGUAGUGAGGGAGUCAGCUGUGACCCGGUCACUGGUGUCUGUCCCAACAGUGGCAGAGCUGCUGUACUAGCAGGUGUGCUUGUUCCUUUGCUCCUGUUGCUCGUUGCUGUGCUCUGCUGCUGUUUGUGUUGUGGAGGAGGUCCUGUUGAUGGCAAAGACAGGGCGACUGUGGCUGAUGGAGGCUUGUCGGUUCGGAUGAAAUAUCACGUUUACAGUGUCUUGGCUAACAUCGGUGCUGCCCUCCCCUGUAUUUCUGAUUGGUCCUCUGGCCUCCCUCGUGUCACUGUGUCUCACCAUGACCCAGAGCUGACGUUCAACCACAGCUUCAUUGAGCCUCCUUCCUCUGGCUGGGUGACUGAGGGGUCGACCUUCGACAGUGAUGAGGAUGAGGAAGAGGCGCUCUACUGUGUUCCUCCAAGAGAAGACAUCCCGGCGGUGGCAGGCGGCGAGUUCCAAGAGAUGAGCUCGAAGUGUAACAUGUUCUUAGACCCAUCCGGCUUCAGCAGUGAGGACAUCAGCUCGCCCUUCAACAUCCCUCGCACCUCCAGCAUCGCCAAGUCCAAGCGGCCGUCCGUCUCUUUUGCAGAGGGCACACGUUUCAGCCCCAAGGAGCGACGAGGCUCUGCUCAGGACCCCGGCGUUCUCCCUGGACACCCACGCAACAAACCCAAGUCACCAUGGGGGGUUUUGAUGCUGUCUGCCCUCCAAAGUCAGGGGAGUGCAGCUAGAAAUGGGGAGGAAAAUGGAGCUGAGAGCGAAGAGGGGGGAGAUGAAGUCAAUGUGCAGGCGACAGACAAUCAGGAUUCCAGCUGUGAGGCAGGGGACCAGGAAGUAGACCGAACCCCUUCACGGGCCACCCUGCUUGUCCCUGGGGCUUCAGGACGAAGGCGGACCAUGUCCAACACAGCAGCUCAUAAAUGUCCCCAGCUGCCGACAUCUGAUGCUCAGGUGGGGGCGUUAAAUAAGGUCACCACAGUGUAUGUGACGGUGGGUAAGGCAGGUCGGCCCGUAUCGAAGACGGAGACGAGCUCUGAAGGCCCAGUUCAGGCCAUGCUGCGGAGACUGGGAAGCCUCCAGAGACAACGGGAGCAGGAUUCUGGGAGGCCCAAGCCAAAGGGAGCUGAAGGGAUUACCAAACCACCAAGGAGGAAGCUCGGAACUCGGGCGAGCGUGUGGGAGGAGGGAUGCCCACCUGCGGGGGAGGUGGGUAUAUGUAAGCCAAUCAGGAGAAAGCAUGCCGCUCUCAAUGCUGCUGACACAGCUGGUGCCAAUGACACUCCAUCGUCAGAGAGUGGCACUCCAAAAAGGCCUCUGUCGUCCAUUUUGACGAGCGUGCCAGAGGUUUCAUCCGUCUCAGGGUCGGAUCUGAGGGCUGAGGGUGGCGACCCUAGAGCAGGAAAAACUGAGGGCACCUACCUGACUGUGGGACCAGCAGGAGACGCCGUGAGUCUCACUGAGGUCAUCGCCAACGAAGGUGCGGUGGUCAGUGUGAGUGACGAACCCUGCUAUGAGAAUGUCAUUAUUAAACACUCAUAACCUCUGAGAGAGGUCCGAGUCAAACGCAACUGCAUA